Molecule: messenger RNA, 1837 nt
Organism: Drosophila obscura
Lineage: Eukaryota; Metazoa; Arthropoda; Insecta; Diptera; Drosophilidae
Exons: 5
Coding region: 96-1334 (412 amino acids)
Source: RefSeq, a predicted model, not a curated record
AAACCUUUUUUUUAUAGAAAAACAACUCGCUUAGUGUAUAUUUUGUAAUAUUUUAUAGAAUUAACAUUGAGUAAAACAAAAUUACAUUGGAAAAAAUGUGGGAGCAGCUGGAAAAAUAUCGCAAUAACUUUUUACAUCUAGAAGUCAAAGAUGUACUCAAGUCCAGCUCCAUAAACUGCCAGCAAAAUACGGAAUGGAAAGAGGCCAUGGAAAAGCGGGGAAAGUGCAAAUCCUAUCCACACGACUGCACCCCGAGCUCCCCGUACUUUAAUGAUCGGGCACAGCUGGCCUACGGGUGGUUUGCUUUACCCAAAUUGAUGAAAGAAAUGGACAGUGAUGUGUGUCUGACCCAUUGGAAGGCCAUUGUUUCGCUGACAGAGUUCCUAUUAAAUCCGUUGAAUGCUCAAAGAGCCAUCACUGAAAUGGAUAUUGUGAGAAAGGUGAAGAAUGCCUUUAUGAGGAUGAGAUUGCGGAUCCACAAAGAAGAGUACCGUGAGGUGGAAACAUAUCUAAAGAUUUUCAACAUUCUGUCUCGAAAUUUAAAUGGCGCUGAGAAUAUUGCUAAUCGAAAAUGUCUGAGGAAUGAGUUCUACAAAAUCAUACAGAAUCGAGUGCCACUCCAAGAAGACUUGGCCGCUGAAAUCUUACGCAAUUUGACGGGCAAACCAAAAGUUUUGGGGAUCAUGAUGGAGGAUCCCGACAACUUAAUCUCAGCGGCUGUGAUAUUUCAGCAGGAUCGCUGCCAGCCCAUAUAUCCGCGGCAUUUCUGGCACCAUCUGUGCCACAUGCUGGAGCUUGAACCCGAGCGCGGAAUCGAACUCGGCUUGUUUGAGUUCCUGCAUUCGCGGAUCCAGAACCGCCUACCUUUCUACUGGUGCAUGGCCACAAAGGCCUUUGCUCUGCUCCUCCGCUGUCCAGAGGGCCAGCGCCGCUUCGAUGCCGUUGAUGGGGUGAAGCUGCUGUACGAAGUUUUCCAGGAGAUCGAGACCAACCCCAAAAAAUUGCUGCACCGACAGAAGGUGAUGAGCUGGGAGUUUGUGGUCCUGGCCCUCCUCAACGGCCUCCACAGCAAGCGCGCCCUUUGGCGUAGCCGGGAAUUCACGCCGUUGCCCUGCUAUGUGGGUCGCCUGAUGUCCACCGAGACCAAUCCCCGCCUGCAGGUGUACUGCCUGAAGGCACUGCGAGAGCUGGGAGUGAUGCCGUGCAUCAAGCGCUACAUAAUCGGCAACUGGCUGGAGGAUGUGCGUCAACUUUUCUGCCUGGAUGCGGAUGCGGAGUGUGCCCGGGAUGCUUUGCUUGACUGGCUGCGUCGCGAUAUAGCUGAUAGCAGUUAGUUCUCAUCCUCAGUCGUCCACCCACACACGUAAAUUAUUUAUUUUCGGUUUCAUUCAUUCAUUCAGUUAUUUGAAAUUCCACUGCCAAGCCGUUGGAAACAUCGCAGCAGAAUUUGCACACUUAAACAUUUCCCCGCUUUGAGAGACGUUCAGAUAAAUUAUAACCGUUUCGAACUACCCCUAAAUGUCCCAAAGAUAAGUCCCAAAUCGGUUCACCCACGCACAGAGAGCGCGCAAGGAAGAGAGCAACGGAGAGCACAACAGAAAAGUUUUUGUUCCGGUUUUAUUGUCAGCUGUGCUCUUGUCAAGCGGGAAAAUCAAAACUUGAGCAAACAUUUUUCUCUCUUGCAACACAAUUGAAUACUUGAAUUGAAAAUUGAAUAAUAAUUUGUGUGAAGGCGCACAAAUACAGGCUACAGUUUGUACUUUUCCUUGACCUUGUCCAUCGAUGAUAUCCUACUGCCAGUCAACCAUCAUCUUGCUGCAGUUUCCGUAUACUUAAU